Microstroma glucosiphilum is the source of this 2142-nucleotide messenger RNA. Its product is annotated as Gpi1-domain-containing protein. The record is from RefSeq and is a predicted model, not a curated record. NCBI's taxonomy places the organism in Eukaryota, Fungi, Basidiomycota, Exobasidiomycetes, Microstromatales, Microstromataceae. Bases 1 to 2142 code for a protein of 713 amino acids. The transcript has 2 exons. Gene Ontology annotation, biological process: GPI anchor biosynthetic process. Gene Ontology annotation, cellular component: membrane; endoplasmic reticulum.
AUGAACCGCCUGGACAGUCAUGCCGUUCAUGGCGAACUUUACGCUGGACCGUCGGCGGCAGGUUCAUACCUGAAAGGGAUCCCCUCACCUAAUGUCCCCGAGGACGAUGCCAACGCGAGCACAGCUACUUUGCCCUCGUCUCCUCGCUGGCCAUUAGAGCAUAUCAGCAUCUUCGUUCCUGAAGACCUUCAUCGUAUUCGAUCGCACAGAGCUGGCUCUGCCUCGCCCCCGCAGGCUCAACUUCUCCUCACGGGAUGGGCUGCUCGGGGAGGACCAGGAGAGGUGCUCAUCGUCAUUUGCGACAGCAUCACACCUCAACAGGCUGCUGAGAGGGGACUCGAGUCUGUUGAUCAUCUGCGAGGGGCGUUCGGACUGGUCGGAACAUUGAAGAUGGCUCAGUCGGGAGUUGGUCCGUUGCCCAAGAGAGCAGACGCCAAGGGCAAAGGCAAAGAACGUAGCACAGAGUUAGAAGAAGGAAUCUGGAUACAUGCUACUGCACAGCUACGGCCCCGUAGGGGUAGGUCUGCCUGGUCAGGCUGCAGUAUCGAUAUCUCGAGUGUCUCUCUGUUUGAAGGCGGUCAAGAUGCUGCUUCCCACAGGCCUGCCAUAUCACUCAUUUCCUUCCAGCCUCCUCGUCCCUCUUCACUGAGAUUUCUCUCCCUCGAGCCUCUGUCCGCCCAGUCGGUUCAUAACAAUGCGGGCACAGAGGCAGAGGAUCUGGGCGCCAAGUUGGAAAUGCUCAUUGCAACUCGAACACACCGAUGGUUCGAAGUCACCGGGGGCUUUGCAAAUUGUGGUGGUCCCGGCAAUGGUCUACGGCAGGCCGUAGAGUUCAUUAAUGCUUGCCAGCAGUACCGCACUCACUGGAAAGGGUCAAGUCAGUGCGCUUUACUAGAGAAGCCUGGUCCGUCUGUGGCUCGACGCAUCACCUCCUACUUCGCCCUAUCACUCGCCUCUGGUGCCGGAGUCAUCAGACCGCUGCUUGUCAAGCGAUUCGCAAGCCUUCCAACUCUCAGUUCUAUUUCUAGAACCGCUGCGCAACUCUCACAUCGGCUCAACCAGGUUGGCUCCCUCCCAUCCUCAGCGGCCGAGCUCCGUCGCCUACGUCGGCACGACCGAGUUCCUAUCCGGUACAUAGCAGCCCGCUAUAUCAGUGUUUGGAACGGCCUUUGGCUAGUCAUGAACGAUUUGAUACUGGGAUGGGCAGUAGGGAGCAUCCUCUGCGACCAUCACGCAUCGAUUGCCGCAAAGGUGACCACUACAUUUGAAACGCUUCUCGGCGAUUGGUUGCUGUCGGCGCUAAGAUGGCUCGAUGACUGGCCGGGUGGACUCAAGCUCAACACUGAGCUCAGCGCAUUCUACACGGACAUGUACUCCGGCUUGGUCUCCCUCUUUCAAGCCAUGGUCCUCUCACCCCUGUUGAGCAGUCUGCCAAGUCUGAUCCUCUACAUAGGCCAAGCCAGCAAGCUCCUCGGGCUCUCUGGUACCAUCUGCCUCCUCUCCGACGUCCUCACCUUCUCCACAAUGCACAUCAGCGCACUACAUACCUUAUCGCGUACUCAGUAUCGGGCCACCUUACAUCUCCUCUCAUUUCUCCUCUUUCUUUUCCGAGGAAAGAAGCGCAACAUUCUCCUCGGCUCGCGCUCAGGCUCGAGCUCUGCCGCAUCGUACGAGCUGGAUCAGCUGCUCCUGGGCACCAUUCUCUUCACACUCGUCCUCUUCCUCUCGCCUACCAUCAUCGUCUAUCACGCCCUCUUCGCGUCUGCAAAGAUUGCCCAAGAGAUCUUGAUUGAGGGUAUUCUGGGAGUCGCGGUGCAAGGCCUGAACGCGCUGCCCCUCUUUGCAGUCUUGCUGCUGCUGAAGGAUAAGCAGAGAGUUCCCGGAGGAGUCAUCGUGGAGAGUGUACAGGAUGAGGAUCUGGGUAGUGAGAAUGAGGUGCAGGGUCAAGGGCUGCUCGUGGCGAGGUACAGGUUGAGAUCCCGGCCUCUAUCGUUUUGGGAGGUGAUCACGACUACCAAGGACGACAAUGCCGUUGCCGAAGAUGAGGGUGGGUCAAGGAGAUUGCCAGGCAAGUCGCUUCGUGCACUCCCGACGAUGGUUGCGGCAGUCUGUACAGGUCAAGAGAUCAAGUGGAGAGGCUGA